Molecule: messenger RNA, 528 nt
Organism: Acanthosepion pharaonis
Lineage: Eukaryota; Metazoa; Mollusca; Cephalopoda; Sepiida; Sepiidae
Source: the annotation of a GenBank genome assembly
AUGGAAUAUGAGCGCAGAGCAGCGGUAGUAGCUUCUUUUCGCGUCGGGAACAAGCCUGUGGAAUUGAUCUCCUGGUUUGGGUUCAAGAGGACCAUGGUCAGGCACAUUUGGAGGGAGUGGAAGGCGUGUGAGAACAAGGACGAGUUUACUGCCAAACGAAAGGCCCACAACGUUCGUUCUUCGGCCAUUUGGACCGACGAGUUCGUCGCCGCCGUCAAGGAGACAGUCGACAAUGAUGGAAGCCAGAGCUAUGUCAAGAUCACCGCUGACAGGGGGCUGUCACAAAUCGACGAUCUGCCGAAGGACAUUGGUUACUCCUCCUAUCGCAAGUCUCAACGAAUGCUCAUCACGAAUGACUCCAAGAUGUCGAGGAAGGUCAAGGCGGCGGUUUUGCUGAACGGGCUCAAGUACGGAUCCGCCGGGAUGUUAAGGUCCUUCUCUGCUGAAAAGAAUUUCAUCCAGGACCAGACAGGCAACAGGUGGAUGACAGGUGGAUUUGCAAAGACAUCGAGGAGAUUCCCGUCGUGA